AUGUCGGCUGUGAAAGUGGGUCGAGCAUCAGGCCGUGUCAUAGAGUCUGAAGAGUGUGGUUUUAGAGAGGAGGAUCAAAGACGGUGGAGAAAGGAUGACAGGAAAGAUUGUUACAUCAUCAUCGGGGGGACGUCCUACAGCGGCGUCGACUUUGAUGCCAAUCAGGAUAAAUAUCGGAGGGUAACCCGACGUCCAGCAGAUCAGCACCUGCAGCUCCAGAAACUCAGAAAAGAACCAUCACCUGAACCUCCAGUCGAGCCUGAGGACCCUGAAGAGCAAAGAAAGACCUAA
Molecule: messenger RNA, 291 nt
Organism: Xyrichtys novacula (pearly razorfish)
Lineage: Eukaryota; Metazoa; Chordata; Actinopteri; Labriformes; Labridae
Source: the annotation of a GenBank genome assembly